CGAGUUUCUCUCUCUCUUAGUGCUUAUCAUCACCCGGUGGCGUCCAUUCCUGGCUCACCGCUGUUCGCUUGGAGUACUUACGAAUAAGUCGGUCAGGAAUAAUCAAAAUGGCUUUCAAAGAAACCGGCAAGGCCCCGGCGGAGACCGAGGUGGCCAUCCACCGCAUCCGAAUCACACUCACCAGCCGUAACGUCAAGUCCCUGGAGAAAGUCUGCGCCGACUUGAUCCGUGGGGCCAAGGAGAAGAACCUGAAGGUCAAGGGGCCAGUCCGCAUGCCAACCAAGACCCUUCGCAUCACCACCAGGAAGACCCCCUGCGGUGAGGGAUCCAAGACCUGGGAUCGCUUUCAAAUGCGGAUCCACAAGCGUCUCAUCGACCUUCACAGUCCAUCUGAGAUUGUGAAGCAGAUCACCUCCAUCAGCAUUGAACCUGGCGUAGAGGUGGAGGUCACCAUCGCAGACGCAUAAAAAGCACUUUUGUAAUAAAAAGUGAAACGGGAUAAAA
Molecule: messenger RNA, 504 nt
Organism: Gadus chalcogrammus (walleye pollock)
Lineage: Eukaryota; Metazoa; Chordata; Actinopteri; Gadiformes; Gadidae
Gene: rps20
Product: ribosomal protein S20
Exons: 4
Coding region: 108-467 (119 amino acids)
Biological process (GO): translation
Cellular component (GO): ribosome; cytosolic small ribosomal subunit
Molecular function (GO): RNA binding; structural constituent of ribosome
Source: RefSeq, a predicted model, not a curated record